AUGGAAGAGGCUGAGGCUUCUGAAUGGCAGGAGAUGGUGCCUGCUCCCCCUCCACCAGAUGUGGAGACUGGUGGCAGCAGCAGUUCCUGCGCACCGGCUCCGCUGGACGUCGGGGAGGCCGAAACACCCCUGCGCCAUCUUCUCCAGUGGCUGCGGGACGAGGCGUUCAUCGAAGUUGUUGCGGAGUGGUCCUGGGACGUGUGCAUGGAGUUUCCCCGUGAUGGAAGUCUUCUGACACAGAUCGAGCAUCCUCUGAGAUACACAGAG
Molecule: messenger RNA, 267 nt
Organism: Symbiodinium necroappetens
Lineage: Eukaryota; Dinophyceae; Suessiales; Symbiodiniaceae
Source: the annotation of a GenBank genome assembly